Drosophila innubila is the source of this 1973-nucleotide messenger RNA. RefSeq lists its product as uncharacterized. NCBI's taxonomy places the organism in Eukaryota, Metazoa, Arthropoda, Insecta, Diptera, Drosophilidae. The coding region runs from base 10 to 1749 and encodes 579 amino acids. The record is from RefSeq and is a predicted model, not a curated record. The transcript has 4 exons.
CCAGACAGCAUGAGGCUCACGCUCGCCUGGCUCAGUGUCUGCCUGGCGAUUUAUUGCGGCGGUGGAUUCGCCAACAACGGCCAAGGCAAUGUGGUCUUAUCUUUGCCACCAUCGCUUAUCUCUGCCACGGAGGCGGUGGCCUUGAGACAGCUGCAGCAACAGCAACAGCACGGCAACGGCAACGGCAACAGCAACGUCGAUGCACUGCGCGAUAUGCUGCACAGUAAGGAGUCUGCCACAGCGGCGGCUGGCAAAAACAAUUUGCCCUACAACGAUGACAUGGAAGUGGAGCAGCAACCGCAGUCCACGGAUUUUAAUCGAAAAGCAUUGAGCGAGGCUUAUGAUUUAGAGGCACGACAGCAAUCAGCGCCGCAGGAAAUUGCACAGAGACAUGGUCAUGGACAUGGAGCGGGAGCUGGAACUGGAACUGGAGUUGGACUCAAAUAUGCCACGCCCACGCCCACGUCCAAGUCCACUUCACACAAAUACUGGGGCAGACUUUGUCAGGCAAGCGGCAAUUGUCCGCGGGAAUACAAUCGAGCCAUGCUGGCGGUCAGAAAUAGAGAAGCUGUCGCCCGUUUGCAAAAGCAACUAUAUGAAAUGCAGGAGCCUUUGGGCUCGGAUUAUGAAGAUACCGCUGACGAUAGCACAGACAUGGACACGGACUCCAACGAAGAUCUUCCCUUGAAGAAUAGCAACAACGAGGUGUUCUUACUACUCACGGGAGAACAGGAUCUCGUCAAGUUCCUGCAUUGGGCCAUGCAGCUUCUAUAUCCCCAACAGCAUACAGAUGCUAAAUUGGAUGAAAAUGCCGCUGACUUUUAUCAUCCGGGCAUGUUCAUAUGGAAGAAACUCAACUUUUCAGGGCACUUGGAGCCACCUUUGAUUGUGGACGAACCGCGUUACGUUCUCGUGCGGCGCGAGAAACAGAAUUCGGAGGAUAGUUACCAACUGGGCGAUGAGCUGAAAUCACAGGACGAUCCAUUUAUACCCCCGAGAGGGCGUAAACACCACAAUGCCCCCGAUCUGGAUGCGUUGUUGAAUCGCUACGAGACUUUUGUGCCAAAUCGCGGCAAGCGCGACAAAGUCAAAGAUCUCUUCAAGUAUGACGAUCUAUUUUUCCCGAAUCGCGGCAAAAAGCAUCACGACAUGUUCAAACUGACCGAUCCGUUCUAUCCGCAUCGGGGUAAAAAACUGCAAUUGCGUGAUCUUUACAACGUUGACGAUCCAUUCUUUCCGAAUCGCGGCAAGCGACAGUUGACAGCGAGCAUGUGGGGAAAACUGCAGAGAAAACUAGAGUCGGACAAGACGACAAGCAACAACAACAACAACAACAGCAACAACAACAACAACAACCACAGGGAGAACGACAUGGACAAAGGCGACAACUGGCCGCAAAGAAUGUCAACGCAUGAAAUUAAUAGCAACGAUCAAUCAGUCAAGUCAUCAAUGUCAGCUGAGGAUGCAACAAAUGCAGCUGAGGGAUUGUCAGUGCCAUUGGCUCGAAUGCAACUGCAAUUGCCCGCUAAUAGAUUACACUCGACAAGAUCAAUGCCAGCCCAUUUACUACAGUCUCUCCAACGCCUGCGCCAACUGCAGGUGAAAACAUCCUUUCCAGCUGAAAGACUGCAGCGAUUUCUUGCCGAUGACCGCCAGACACAAUUAACGCGGGGGCCCAAUGUGAGUCCCGGCCAUGGCUCAGACCCUGGCCAUGACAUUGACAUUGAUUAUGGGCAAUUGGACAUGUAAAUGCGCCAAUCACAGUCACAGUCACAGUCACAAUCACAAUCACAACAAUGGCCAAGGCGAUCAGCGAUCAGCGAUCGGCGUUUUCGUUUGGGGCAACAACUUCCUUCGGGCACUGUGAGUGUCGUUUUCUCUUUUUUUUUUUUAAAUGCACACAACGUUUCAUGCAGCAAUAUAAAAUGUAUAACAAAAUAAAAUAAAUGCAAUUGAUUUUGAAGAAAUCGACA